Rodentolepis nana is the source of this 1824-nucleotide messenger RNA. Lineage: Eukaryota; Metazoa; Platyhelminthes; Cestoda; Cyclophyllidea; Hymenolepididae. The record is from the annotation of a GenBank genome assembly.
AUGAUAUUCGUAGAGCCUUUCAAAUGGCGAAAGGAUGGUAAAGUUUGGGCGUGGGUUUCUCACAUUUGUGAGAAGAUGCCACAUAGUUGCGUUCCUCUUGUAAAUUCACUUGACAACCUACAUAACGGUCUUCCUAAGCUUCGUGCCUUUCUUCGCCUGGCGCUGCAAUCCAAACGAUUACAUUUAUACCUCGAUGCUUCGUUAAAUUCCACUGAUGUUAUUAAACAUUUGUAUAAACCAACAAGCGUUCUCCUAAGUCAAAAAAUACACCGAGUUGUUUCUGCCUCUAUAGAUUUACAGUAUUCAGAUUUUUGUUUCGAUAUGAGAAAUCCAGGCCUUAAUUUUCCCUAUAUUGAACAAAUUGACAUCGCCUAUUUGCUUCGCUUUCAACACAGCUUGAAGAACUUCAAUUCCACCCCUCUGAGUAAUGGAAUGUGUACAACAUGCCAGGACUUUGCUUUAAAGGCAGAUACCUGCUUUGAACAAAAGAAAUAUCUUGAGGAUGUCAUCAGGGACACGAAUAAUCACCUGGUCAACUAUAAAAACGAGGUGACAAGGUUAUCACGGGAUAAUCAGAGACUUCGUACAGCUUUUGAACAACUCCAAACCAAAAUAGUUCUUCUUCACGAGGAAUAUACAACGAAAGCUCAUAAUCAAAGACCUCGUAGUCUCACUCUUUCAUGGCCAGAUCCAUCUCCUCAUCGGCGGUCAAGGUCGCCUGUUGAUUGGACAGCUCUUGAGGCAACUGAAGCCUUGGAUUGCCGAUGGUCGUUGGAUGAUUUUUCUCCUCCUUCCCUCCUUGGAAUUCGUUCGCCGAAGCAGUUGUCGAACGAGUUUAAUUCUUCUACGUAUCCACCUGAUGACGGAUUUGACUCCACGGCUAUUGAGGCAACAGAAGAUUUGGAUUACUUUGAUCUUAUCAGGGAAAAUUGUCCUCCCUCUCUACUGUCACCAGAUCCAUCCUCUAAUUUCCCUCUCCAAGUUGAAUGUCCUCAGCUACAGAAUCUCCAGUUUGUUGUGGGAGAGCAGAAAGCUUCGGAAUGUCCUGAAAUCUAUCGACUGCCUACCACUGUAGAGGAGGAGAGUGCUUCAGCUCUUCAGGAUGACCUCUCCGGUCAACUGGAUCUUUCUCAAUGUUCUGUAACCAUAAGACCGUCGAAUACCAACUUUCGUGCCAGGUUUUCGGUGCCGAAGACUUCAGGGCAUGGAAGUUAUUUGCGUCGGAUUCCUCAACCAAUGGAUCUCCUUUCCGAACUUCAAGCAACCGACAGCAGCUUCCCUCUCACCGGUCUAUCCAACGCUGAAAGUUGUGCUGGUGGUUGUGUUGAUUGCAUUGAUGAAACAGAGGGUGCUUGUUCGACAUCUGAUCAGGUAUCCGAUAUCGUUAACGAAGUCAGCUCUAGAGAGAAUCUCGAGUGCGGUUCAGGUGGGGACCAUAUGCAUGAGGAAGAUGACAUGGGAUAUUACCGUGGUGGUGGCCAUAGAAAUGAUGGCUAUUGUACCACCACGACAGCAAGCUCUAGUCGAAAUACGGUAGUUACUAGUACCUCUACCAUUCGGCCGGCGAAUUCGUGCAGCUCACUCGCCUCUCCCUCUAGCGUCUACGAAGCGGACUCUUCAGUGGAGACUCCAACCGUUCCAUUUCGACGUUCUUCCUCAGACCUUCUGGUUAAGGCUUCGGCAACAAACCCCAUUAACGGUGGAAUCCCGGGGGAAUGUUGUGAACGCUUCAUGAUCCCUCCCCGUCGGCGUGCUACCUUCACAACACCGCCUCCCCGUAUGUUUCGGCAUACUACAACUAAAGACCAAGAACUUAAUGGUUGA